This is a messenger RNA of Rotaria sp. Silwood2, 1392 nucleotides long. NCBI's taxonomy places the organism in Eukaryota, Metazoa, Rotifera, Eurotatoria, Philodinida, Philodinidae. The record is from the annotation of a GenBank genome assembly.
AUGAUUCAAAGUCCAAUAGAAACAAAAAGAAAGGGUAAAUAUUGUAAUUAUAUUUGUUGUCGAUGUUCACUCGUCUCUUUAUUACUGUUGCUACUUAUUCUUGUUGGUAUUAUUGGCGUGAUCGUUGCUGCAGUCGUUGUUCCCUUGAUCAUAAUAUCAAAAGAGUCAACAGCAAAAGCAACAACAACAACAUUUACAUCGACAGUGAUAACAACAACAAUAACAAUAACAACAGCAACUACAACAACAACUACCACAAUAACGACAGUGACUACAACAACAGCAUCCACGUCAACAACAACAACAACGUCCACAUCAGUAACAACAACAACAACUUCAUGCUAUAGAUUCUUGGCACAAACCACCUAUUCAGUUAGCUCUAACCCGAAUUCUGUGGCAGCAGCCGAUGUCAAUGGGGAUGGCUACGACGACAUUAUUGUCGCAAAUCAAGGCGCAAACAGCACCGGUGUUCUUUUGAAUAAAGGCAACGGCACGUUUGCGGCUCAAGUAACCUAUUCAACUGAUUCGAAUCCGGUUUAUGUGACAACAGCCGAUGUCAAUGGAGACGGCUACAAAGACAUUAUUGCUGCAAAUCAAGGUGCAAACAACAUUGGUGUUCUUCUGAAUAGAGGCAACGGCACGUUUUCUACUCAAGUAACCUAUUCAACUGGCAGUAGUUCUGCUCCAUAUUGUGUAGCAGCAGCCGAUGUCAAUGGAGACGGUAAACCUGAUAUUAUUGUAGCAAACAGUAAUACAAAUAAAGUUGGUGUUCUCCUCAACAAUGGGAAUGGCACGUUUGCUGCUCAGGUGACUUAUUCAAGUGGCUCUUACCCACUUUCUGUAGCAGCAGCCGAUGUCAAUGGAGACGGUAGCGUCGAUAUUAUUGUGGCAAACUUUGGUGCGAACAAUGUCGGUGUUCUCCUGAACAGAGGCAAUGGCACAUUUGCCGCACAAGUGACAUACUUAGCUAGCAGUUUCCCAUGUUCGCUGGUAGCUGCCGAUGUCAAUGGUGACAGCAAUAUCGACAUUAUUGUCUCAAAUCAAGGUGCAAAUAACAUCGGUGUUCUCCUGAACACAGGCAAUGGCACAUUUGCUACUCAAGUAACCUAUUCAACUGGCAGCAGCUCUGCUCCAUAUUCUGUGGCAACUGCCGAUGUCAAUGGAGAUAGUUAUGUCGAUGUUAUUGCCGCGAACUCAGGCUUGGGCAACGUCGGUGUUUUUCUGAAUAGAGGCAAUGGCACGUUUGCUACUCAAGUAAUCUAUUCAACCGGCAGUGGCUCUGGUCCAUUUUUUGUAGUAGCUGAUGAUGUUAAUGGAGGUGGCAAAGCCGAUAUCAUUGUCGCCAACCACAAUGCAAACAACGUUGGCGUCAUCUUAAAUGAUUGCAACUGA